UUUUGUGUAUGAGGACAAGAUGUCUUCUCCUAAAGUCUACAUUCUGCAGCCUUGGAUUACCAACCUGUUGGUGAACUACGAGCGGCUGAAUGACAGUGAUACUCUCCUGGCUGGGCAGGUCCUGCGGGUUUUGAGUGACUCAACUUCUCCAGGUGAACCUGGGGUCCUCCAAGAUGCCGUCCUACAGGUCUCAGAUGGGCCCUUCUACAUCCGCGUGGUCAUUACACCCGAAGCUCUGCAGGCAGAGGAAAACAUCCACAUGCAGGUCCAGCUUUCCAGCCUUAUUUGCAGAAUUAUCAUCUUGCAGAAGUACACAGUGUGUUUCCGAGAGGAGGCCAGAUUGGAGGACUGUGAGUUUUACCUGACGACCCAGCAGUUCAUCGUGCUGCCCAUGGAGAGGCAGAGGAUAGAGUCAUCCAACGGGAACAAGGAGCCCUCUGUGAUGCAGAAGAUAAAGGAGCUCUGGCUGAGGAGUCUUGCUCUGAAGAAUGCUCCCAGCUCAGAGCCAUCCAUCUCUCAGCUGAUUGAUGCUAUAGGACAGAACCAGCUGGAGGUUUUGAAGGAAAAUGCUGAGAAAUGCUUGGAUUUACAUAUGCAGAAGGAGGUGCCAGUGGUGGUGAAGGAUGAGGUUCCCAUCACCCAGUGGGAAGCACAGCGCAAGGAGGAGAAGGGUGAGGACGUCUUCACGGUCCCGGCCAACACCCUGGUGAUCCCUUCAAAGGAGGAGGCAGUUGGUUGUGAUGAUUCCAAGGCAGACACAAGCAAAGCAACUGCUGGGAACAGCGGUGAUGAUGGGACGGUGUCUGGUGACCUGAGUGUCGCAUUCCAAGCCAGCCCCACUGAAUCAACAGCCUUGUCGGAGAGCUCAGAGGACAACCCCUGGAACAAUCUUCCCCCAAUAUCUUUGACCUUGAACUCUUCAGAUGAGAAGAACUUCACACACGAUGUUUCACUGAACGCUGAGGAAGAUGUGGCUGCUGACAGCAACACCCCUGACUUGCUGGAACCGUGUAGCCAGGACUCUUCCGAGGCAUUCCCGCAGGGAGAGCUGGUGCAGACCUCCUCUCCCUCCCUGCUCUGCUCCUACAGCAACACCAGCCCGGUGGAGACCGGCACCCCCCAGGCAGCAUCAGCUGUGGAGACAGCCUGCGAUGCCUCCUCUGCUGCUCAGGGCCCACAGGUAUCGGGGGGCUCCCAGGCCGCCCCACCAUCUCUUUCGCCAGCUUUGUCCAUCUUGCCUGGCAGCCACUUACAAUCCCUGCCUGAAGGGACACCUCACAGGGAGCGGGCAGACUCCAGUGGCACAGCUUUUCCUCCGGAUACAUUGAAGUGUGGUCCAGCUUGUGCCAGGAGCCAGGGAGGAGAUGCUGCAGGUGCCAAAAGAAAGCUGCCAGUGGGAGAUGGCAAGGCCCUGCCAGCCCUUGAUGGGCCACAGCAUUCUGGAAGUGACCUACGGGGCAAGGGGAGAGAUGGGAGCAGGAAGCUGGAGCCUGUGAGCACACAGAGGGCGAAAAAGAGCAGAAAGGAGGGGAUGGAGCUGCAGCACAGAAAGGAGCUCUCCGAGGAGGAGGAGGAGGAGGAGGAGGAGGAAGAGCAAGCAUCCCCAGCGACUGGCCCCAGCUCCAGGCCAGAGCAGCACAGAGCUCUGCAGCCGUACGUGCACGAGAAGCCGGUCCAGUACAGAUACGAGGCACCAAGCCCUGAGCUCUGCAAGCAGAUAAGAUCUGUCAGGAUCUCGAAGGCGGUGCUGCAGUGGGCAUGCUGGAUGCUCACGGAGAGGGAGAUGGACUCCUGAGCUCAGACUGUCCUUUGUUUUUUCACUGGUUCAAGCAAAACAAUUUAGGGCUGCAGUUGGGGGAGGGAUGGGGGGGAUAGCAGGACCCCUGUGCCCGUGGGCCUGGCUUGCAGAGACUGUGGCUCCAGCGGUGUUGGAGCUGUCACCUCUUGUAGGCCAGCAGCCUCAGUGCUGAGAGGGGAAAAAAUAAUCUGUUCAGAGAUGCCUGUGUGUGAGCUGGCAUCUCUUUCCCUCCUCUCCCUCCUUUCCAAAUGCCCCAGCCCAGCAGCUGGGGACAAGAGGUGACCUGGUGCCACCAUAGCAGGGGUGACAGCAAUAGCAGAGGCCCCUCAACCUGAUCCCCACUCUGAAGGCAGGAGUUUGGACAUUUUAUUGAUUGGUUUAGGUAGGGUCCUGCAUUGUUCAUUACAAAAAAAAUAACCCGCAGGGUUAUGCUGUAGAAAUUAAAAAUU
Athene cunicularia (burrowing owl) is the source of this 2247-nucleotide messenger RNA. It is a transcript of the gene ACD, whose product is annotated as ACD, shelterin complex subunit and telomerase recruitment factor. Gene Ontology annotation, molecular function: telomeric repeat DNA binding. Gene Ontology annotation, cellular component: telomerase holoenzyme complex; chromosome, telomeric region; shelterin complex. The record is from RefSeq and is a predicted model, not a curated record. Bases 20 to 1795 code for a protein of 591 amino acids. Lineage: Eukaryota; Metazoa; Chordata; Aves; Strigiformes; Strigidae. The transcript has 13 exons. Gene Ontology annotation, biological process: telomere capping; telomere maintenance via telomerase.